This is a messenger RNA of Lindgomyces ingoldianus, 958 nucleotides long. RefSeq lists its product as uncharacterized. The transcript has 4 exons. The coding region runs from base 19 to 897 and encodes 292 amino acids. Gene Ontology annotation, molecular function: NADH dehydrogenase activity. The record is from RefSeq and is a predicted model, not a curated record. Lineage: Eukaryota; Fungi; Ascomycota; Dothideomycetes; Pleosporales; Lindgomycetaceae.
CAACCCCAUCCAAGCAAAAUGGCCUCGAAAUUGACGCCUUUCCUCUUCAGAGGCACUCCUCGAGCACUGCGUCAGCUUCAGAGGGCUCAAUGGCGCCCAUUCAGCGCCUUCACGGCCUCACGGAGCGAUUCCCUCAUGGUCCAUCGCGAUACACCCGUCAAUAACCCGUCAAUUCCAUUCAAGUUCACGCCGCAGAACGAGGAGCUGAUCAAAGAGAUCCUCAGUCGUUACCCAUCACAAUACAAAAAAGCGGCGGUGAUGCCACUGCUCGACCUCGGACAGCGACAGCAUGGCUUCACAAGCAUUAGCGUUAUGAAUGAGGUUGCUAAGAUACUAGAAAUGCCACCGAUGCGAGUCUACGAAGUUGCGACGUUCUAUACCAUGUACAACCGGAACCCCGUUGGCAAGUUCCAUGUCCAGGUCUGCACCACAACACCCUGCAUGCUCCGCGACAGCGACGCUGUUUGGAAAGCCUGCAAAGACUACCUCGGCAUCCAGAACGGCGAAACCACGAAGGAUGGCAUCUUCACCCUCCUGGAAGUCGAGUGCCUCGGUGCUUGCGCAAACGCUCCCAUGGUUCAGAUCAAUGACGAUUACUACGAGGACUUAACCUACGAUACCACCGUGUCACUUCUUAAGGCGCUUCGGCACGCUGCCCAAGCGACUGGUGCGCAACCCGGAGAAGCAGGCAAGGGCGCUGUGACAGGCGACGACGGGAACGUCAAGAGCGGAAAUGAUAUCAAUGAGCAGGGGCAGGCCUAUGAGGCAGGUGGUGUCAAGGUGCCCACUCCAGGUCCACUGAGUGGAAGGAAGAGCUGUGAGCCGGCUGCGGGAUUGACCACGUUGACGGGCGAGCCGUGGGGCAACGAGAUGCUGAGAAAGGAUGGGGCUCUCUAAAGAUGUAUAUAUGCGAAUUUGUAGACAACACCCAAUACCAAUUUUAGCAAAAUGAUGUCAA